UAGUAGUGCGCCCUACCUAGUGCACUAAGGUGCGGAUUGGGAUGCGAUCCGAGUAGAAAAGGACCUUCCUGUUUCCAGGGGACGUCUGGUGGAGGAGUGCUGCUGCUACAACAACAGGUGUUGGCCAUGGAGCAGUGUGCGUGUGUGGAGCGCGAGCUGGAGAAGGUGCUGCACAGGUUCGUGACGUACGGACACCAGUCAGAGGAACGUCUCGACGAGCUGCUGAGGAACGUGUGUGAGCUGCGCAGCCAGCUGGUCACUUUCGGUGUACAGGACACAGAUUUAUCCGUGCUUUCUCAGACGAUGGCGCAGUGCUGUAAGGAAAUCAAGGAGACGGUGCAGAUGCUCGCCUCUCGCCACAAGGACAUCCACGGCAGCGUGUCCAAAGUGGGCAAAGCCAUCGACAGAAACUUCGACGCGGAGGUGAGCGCUGUAGUAGCCGAGACGGUGUGGGACUCGUCCGAGAAGCAGAGGAACCUCAGCGAGACCAUCGUGGAGCACCUGUACCGACAGGGCAUGCUGAGCGUCGCUGAAGACCUCUGUCAGGAGUCUGGCGUGGUCAUCGACAUGAGCAUGAAGCAGCCGUUUCUGGAGCUCAACCGCAUUCUAGAGGCUUUACGGAUGCAGGACCUCCGACCGGCGCUAGAAUGGGCUGUGACGAACCGACAGAGGCUGCUGGAUCUGAACAGCAGUCUGGAGUUCAAGCUGCACCGGCUCUACUUCAUCAGCCUGCUGAACGGAGGUGUGGAAAACCAGCUGGAGGCGCUGCACUACGCUCGCCACUUCCAGCCGUUCGCCGCCCAGCAUCAGAGAGAUAUCCAGGUGUUAAUGGGCAGCCUGGUUUACCUGCGUAACGGCAUCGAGAACUCUCCGUACCGCAGUCUGCUCGAGACCAACCAGUGGGCCGAGAUCUGCAACAUCUUCACCCGGGACGCCUGCGCCCUGCUCGGCCUGUCCGUAGAGUCUCCGCUCAGCGUCAGCUUUGCGUCAGGUUGCAUGGCCCUGCCCGUGUUGAUGAACAUUAAGCAGGUCAUCGAGCAGAGGCAGUGUAGUGGCGUCUGGACACACAAGGACGAGCUACCCAUCGAGAUAGACCUGGGGAAAAAGUGCUGGUAUCACUCUGUGUUUGCGUGUCCCAUCCUGAGGCAGCAGACAUCAGAGAGUAACCCACCCAUGAAGCUCAUCUGCGGUCACGUCAUCUCCAGAGACGCCCUCAACAAACUCACCAACGCUGGGAAGCUGAAGUGUCCAUACUGUCCGAUGGAGCAGAACCCCUCGGACGCUAAACAGAUUUAUUUCUGACGUCCCGGAGUGGAGCAGAUUAACGCAGCGGAGGCUCCUCAGCGUGUCGGAGGCUCCUCGGAGUGGCUGAGUUGGAAUGAUCCACGUUCACGGCCUUCUGCGGCGGCUCGAACCGUGGAGCCGCCAUACCCCCCUUCCCGAGAUUUUUAGUUGGCACAGGCCGGUGGUCAUGACAACACACACCUGUAGAUCUGAGUCAGUUAAGUGUAUGUCACAAGGACAGAGCUCCACGGAUCAUUUGCUCAUAUGAUGCACUCAUUUAUGACUCACAGGCUUUUAUGAAUAAGUAUGUGUGGGUUUUUUUUUUUUUUUUUUUCUCUCCCCUCUCUCUCUCUCUCUCUCUCUCUCUCUCAUGUCAUUAAUAUGUUUUAAUUUUACUUUUCAGUUUAUUUCCUCCGUAUGGCUUAGGAGAGCACGGUGUAUGCUUGUGAACAGGUGUGACCUUCCUGCAUUGUAUGUUUUCACGGUUGCUUAUUUACAAGAUAUUUAAACGACUAUAUUAUAGAGGCUUUCAGCCGGUGUACAUGACAGAAAGGCUUUUCAGCAAGUAUAUUCACAGAGACGUAUUCAGUGAGGCCAGGAGGUGUUUGGUGGAGGGCUUUGUUGGGGAAGAGAAGACUGUUGUAAAACAGAUCCCGGCGCUCUUCAUGAUGGUGUAAUGAUAAAAAUAAAAAAAAAAAAAUCUGAUUAGAUUGUUGGAUUUCUGGUUAAAAUAUCCGUGCGAUGAAUCGUCGCAGAUGUGACGUGAGCAGAUUGAUCUGACGUUAUCUGAUUUCUCAGAGUAAUAGAUAUGUGUCUUGCUUUGUGUAUAUAUUUAAGAAAAUAUUUAAAAGGGAAAAAAAAGAUACUACUGUGAACUGUGACUCUUUAAUUUUUUUCCUCAGUAGUUCCUCAAGCUUAUCGCCUCAUUGCCAUGUUAUAAAGUAACUCAGUGUAACACGGAUCCCAUCAUCCCUCUAUGGAAAGAGAGCAGUUUUUUUAAGCCUUAAAAGGACGACUGGCUCCAUCAGUAAGUUAAAUUAACUGCACUGAGUGUUGGAUGAGUUGGUCUGCUUUUAUUUCUUUUUCUUUUUAAUGCAGGGGAAAAUGUCAAUUUUAGCCCUCAGGAUAAUUAACAUAAUGAAAUUGCUUCAUGCUUUUAAACUGGGAUUGUUUGUGUGUUUGCUUCUGGUGUGUGUGUGUGGAUAUCACAUGAAUCUUAAAGAAGCAUUUCCCCAAAAAUGACUUGUACACCAUGUUCCCUUUACCGCAGAUGUAGACGAUCAACCAGGACAUGUUUAAUGUCUAAAGUAAUAAUAAAAACAAUAAUAAUAAUAAUCUCUUAUUAGAGGUGGCACAAUACCACUUUCUUUCCCGAUAUCAAUAACAAUACUUAAAAUUUAAGUAUCAGCUGAUAUCUGUACUCAUCUGAUUAUCAUUUUCUUUCUUUAAAAACUUCUAAGGUUUAAUUUUUUUUUUAAACUGAAGAACUUAAGGAAAAAAAAAAUACAUGGCUAAAAUCAUGACUUGCACAAAACUGCAGCUUUGACACAAAAAUCACUUGCAUUACACAUAACAGAGUGUAAAUUAUAAAUAUAAUAAAAAUCAAACAUAAAAUAUGCAGUCAGGUCUCUUUUAUAAAUGAACAUUUCCAGUUUGAAGAAAAAAAAAGUACGUUUCCAAUUCCAGUCUGUGACAUUUGUUACAGGAUGGGAACAAAUUCAUUUUUAUUUAUUUAUUUAUUUUUUAACGUCGAUAUACUCACCUUUUUUGUCCUAGUAUCGGCCCGAUACUGAUCCGGGGUAUCGGAUCAGUGCCAUCUCUGUUUCUUACAUGACACAAAAUUUCUUUUCUACAUCCUCUCAAUAAAUAUAUUUGUAUUUUUUUCUAAAAUAAUGCAUGAAAAGUUGGCCAAGCGUGAUUUCUCUCCUGAUUUUUCCAUACAAACCAUAGAGAGAGAUUUGUUGGCUCCUGUGUGAAAUACUGUAGAUGUUUUCUAGAUAAACAGAUCUUCCAGUUUGAUCUCCAUCAAGAGAGACGGACUCACUCCGUGUUUUCUGAUAGCAUCCUCAGUCUACUCAAGCCUAGUACAUCAAACACCAGACAUGUUUUGUUUGAUCGACAACAUCUGAGGGAAAUUGUGUACAUUUCAAACUGUGAAGAACCAGCAUAGCUUGACCUGAUGGUUGAAUUUAGGGAUUUAAAAAAUGUUUAGCAUUAGAUAUCCUAACACGUGAGGCAAACAAACCUGGUCAUCUCCCACAUGUGUGCUACAAAUAUUUCCUUUUGUUUAUUUUGCUUCAGUAGACAAUCAGAUUCAGAAGCAGACAGUCGUCAUUAUGGCUGUGUGAGAUCAGGUUUGUGAUUCCUGGAGCAGAGAUCAGCCACGGAGCUGCACACUGAGUGCAGAGAGUUAGCUCACAGUGUUUCAGUGUUUUACCCUGCUGGAUUAAAUGAAGCAUUUGUUUCCCAAAACCGUUCAUGAGCUGAAUCAGGUGUGUGUGUGUGUGUGUGUGUGUGUUCUAGAUGGAGAAACUGCUCAGGAGCAUGCUUAACCAGUGUCUUCAAAAUGUUCUUGUGAACGUAUCCACACUUCAGUGUAAUACACAAAACCCAUCAAUACAAACCCCGUGUUUUAUACCAUUUAAUGCAUCUCUAAUACUCUAUAAUACACUAUAAAUGUGUGUUAGGACAGCUGUCGAUUUAUUACACACUCCCACCGUGUUGUUCAUGUUGUAGGUGUACAGUUAGAGAGUAAAUCUCGUAUUAGGCCACGAACAGUGUGUGUUAUACGAUAUAUCAUUUCUGACCACAGCACAUACACUGUACACAGCAGAUGUCAAAUAUACGGCCCGCGGGUACUAAAGCUUCUAAUCCGACUCACCAAAUCAAUUUAGAAACCACUCUGUAACUACAAUCGUCUGGAAUAGGAGCUAGUCUCGGUUACUCCACUAGGGGGCAGACUAGAGCAAUAAACUCAGCUACUGGCAAAAAUGUGCUAAUUAUGUAACUGUAUUCGCAAGCUAAAAAUUUGACACUGUAACAAUGUCAUUUUCCCAAAGAACUGAUUUAGGGCUUUCACAGCAACAUUGGUGAAAAUCUAUAUAUGGAAAAUUUGUAUAUAAUGUACAAUGUGAAGCUAUGUAGUAGAUACUUUGGACUAACUAUCAAAACUCUGCCCUGUUGUUACCUGAAAUGAAUUUGCUCAACCCCCAGAUUACUCCACGUGCUACAGUCAGUAACUGUUACACCUACAACAUGACCUCAGCAGUUGGUGUGUAUCUGAUAAAGCAGCAGCGCAGUGUGCUAAUCUGAUCAUAGCUAAUCUUAACCCCAACGUUAAACUAAACCUAGCCAGUGGUUCCGUUAUCACGCUCAUCACAAUUUCUUUUUCUUCCACUGAGGAGCAUUUAAGAUCUGCUUAAACCACUCGUAUCUCCGCAAAACAGACGGGUGUCUCUCAACCCUUUACGAAGAAAAUACACUCUAAUUCUGGUUUGAGACGCAUCACCAAGGCAUCAGGGAGUCACAGCCUUCGAGCUUCAUUUUGGUUUAGCAAUAUAUAACAAAUCUGCAUUUCCUGCUACUUCUUUUGUAAAUAUCUAUCUUCUAUCAUCACAGUAUGUUUAUUAAACCUGCAUCUGAGAUAAAAGCAGAAUAAAAAUGAUGUUUAUACACAG
Pangasianodon hypophthalmus (striped catfish) is the source of this 4961-nucleotide messenger RNA. It is a transcript of the gene rmnd5b, whose product is annotated as required for meiotic nuclear division 5 homolog B. Gene Ontology annotation, cellular component: GID complex; nucleus; cytoplasm. Gene Ontology annotation, molecular function: protein binding; ubiquitin protein ligase activity. Bases 127 to 1302 code for a protein of 391 amino acids. The record is from RefSeq and is a predicted model, not a curated record. The transcript has 10 exons. Gene Ontology annotation, biological process: proteasome-mediated ubiquitin-dependent protein catabolic process. NCBI's taxonomy places the organism in Eukaryota, Metazoa, Chordata, Actinopteri, Siluriformes, Pangasiidae.